This is a messenger RNA of Carassius gibelio (silver crucian carp), 2520 nucleotides long. RefSeq names its product WD repeat-containing protein 41. The transcript has 13 exons. The record is from RefSeq and is a predicted model, not a curated record. Gene Ontology annotation, cellular component: lysosomal membrane. Gene Ontology annotation, biological process: regulation of autophagy. Gene Ontology annotation, molecular function: protein binding. Bases 506 to 1855 code for a protein of 449 amino acids. Lineage: Eukaryota; Metazoa; Chordata; Actinopteri; Cypriniformes; Cyprinidae.
UGUCCCCUGGAAGCUUCCGUAGCUAGUCACAUGAGCGCAGCAGAUUGUUUGUAGUGAGCAGCUGAUAUGAGGCUGUCAUAGAGCAGAGACAAAUUUAGCCGAAUAUACUGUCAGAAAGAUGAUUUUAUAUGAACAUUUUCCUUCGACGGUCAUUUGACCCGUUUAUCUGCUCUAGCUGAAGCAUUCUGGAUCUAAAGCAGAGCACACCGGCGCGGAACUGAUACAUUGUGUCAGAAGUGACGUGUGAAGCGUUCUGUCAAACAAAACGUGUUUUAAUGUUUCUGUGCAUCACAGAUGUAAAUGUAUUCCAUUAGAGACUGAAUUGACGCGACUGGUUUAGUGUUUUAAUAAAGACUCUUCACAUCAGGGAUAUCAACAGAACCCACCGCGCGUCCCUGCCAGCCGGUUUCGCAACAUGCAGCUACACUGAUUUGUCUUGUGAUUUGAUUGCACACAAAAUCAAUUGGUUUGCAUAUUAAUUCAGAUGCUUUUUUAAAAGAACAACAUGUUGCGGUGGAUUCUGGGAGGUCGGGAAGCGCAGGGAACAGUGGAGAAGAGUGCAGCGCUGUUCAUUGGGGAGGAACAGCCCAAAAACUGUUUCACGGAGAUGCAGGUGCUGAAAGGACACUUUGACAUUGUUCGAUUUCUGGUGCAGAUUGAUGACUUAAGGUUUGCGUCUGCAGGUGACGAUGGCCUGGUGCUCAUUUGGAAUGUUGAGACUGGAGAGUGUUUGUUUGUGUUGCGCGGUCACACGCAGCAAAUCACUGCAAUGACAUCAUACACCUUCAUCAGAGGAGGAACCGCACACACGGCGCUCAUCACCGCAUCAUCAGACCGCACGCUCAGUUUAUGGGAUCCAGAUUCAGGGAACCGAGUGCAGAACAUUUCUGAUCUCCAGUCUUCAGUGAAGUGUUUGCUGGUGUUGGCUCAUCUGGACGUGUGGCUCUCGGGUGGAAAUGAACUGUGUGUUUGGAACAGAGACUUGGAGCUGCGGUGUAAAAUGGUUCAUCACAGCGAUGCAGGCAUCUCGGCCAUGGUGGAGUUACCAAAGAACUUCAUUGCAGCUGCCAUGGAUAAAGAAAUUGUGAUAUUUAAGCUGAACCUGUCUGGAUCAGACAUUGCGGUCAUGGCCAUGCGUCAUCUAGCUGACCAUCAGGACACCAUCCGUUCUCUCAUCCACAUCAACGAUCGCUUGUUUGCGAGCGGCUCUCAUAUCGGUGAGCUCAUUAUCUGGGAUUCAGUGGAUUGGACGAUCCAGGCAUAUGAGCACAUUCUGUGGGAGGAGCCAGCGAGAGACAGCCAAUCAGAGUUCAAACUGAAUCACCAGAAACAGAUCGAGAGGUCCAUUCAACACAUGAGCUCAGAUGGGGAGUAUAUAGUGGCGGCUGUAGGCAGUGGUCUGUAUGUUUAUAAUGUGCUGAUGAAGAGUGUGGUGGCAUACAGGAGGACGGCCCAUGAUUCAAAUAUCUUGCACACCAUGCUUCAGCGGGACAGCUUGAUGUCGUGCUCUGAGGACGGUAGUGUGAGGAUGUGGGAGUUACAGGACCUCCCCCUGCCCGCCGAACCCGCCUCCUCAGGGUUUUUUGGGAUGUUUGGCACUUUUGGCAGGUCCAGUAAGCAGACAGGCCCUCCUGCAAAGAAAAUCCCAGAAGUCCCUGGUCUGCGCUCGCUGGAACUGAUCGGCGAUCUGAUUGGUCACUCUGGAGCUGUGCAGAUGUUUCUGAGUUUCAAGGAGAAGGGUCUGGUCACCUGCUCCACCGAUCAGCUGCUCAUCGUCUGGAAGGAUGGAGAGUUACAGUCUCAGCUCCGCAGUCUCGCCGUCUUCCAGAAACUGGAGGAAAACCAGGGACUGUGAUGGGAUCUUCAAAGCCUGAUGAUCCCCAUCAUCAUCAUCAUCAUCAUCUCCAUCAUCUCUGGAGCUCAAAAUGGUGCCUGGGUUGUGUUUUAAAUAUGAACACAUUUCUUUGCCUUACUAACAUCUGCUAAGCUUUGUCACGUCAGUGUUUUAACAUCACAUUGUUUUGGUAUGAUGUUGUGAUUUUAAUUUGAUGGUUUUAUGAAAUCAGUAUCUUGUAGUAAACAUCUGUAACCAUGUAUAUAUUAUGUUUGGUGUUUUUAUGUUAUUUUAAAACUGAACUUUUAAAAGUGCAAUGAUAACAUUUUACAAUAAAGUCUCAUUUGUUAUAAAUACAGUUGUUAGUUCACAUUUUUGUUACUUUAGCUAGCUGAAAUAUAUAUAUAUAAGUUUUUUAAUUCAGAUAGUGGUUUAAACAUUUCUCAGUUUCAUUUAGUUGAAUUUGAUGUACUAAAACAAAAACAUUAUAUAUGUUUAAUACAGUUUGACAACUGAUAAAACAUUUACAAAGUCUAUUAAAUGUUGAAGUAUUGUUCUGUUUGGUUGGUGUUUAAUAGUUAACUGUUAACAGAUGAAACCAUGAUAGUGAAGUGUUAUCACUGUGUUUCUUGAAUGUAUGCUUGCUAAUUUCUUAACUGACAAAACUGAUUAAAAAACUAAUUAAA